Messenger RNA from Heteronotia binoei (common prickly gecko), 495 nucleotides. RefSeq names its product homeobox protein prophet of Pit-1-like. The record is from RefSeq and is a predicted model, not a curated record. Gene Ontology annotation, molecular function: DNA binding. The transcript has 3 exons. Lineage: Eukaryota; Metazoa; Chordata; Lepidosauria; Squamata; Gekkonidae. The coding region runs from base 1 to 495 and encodes 164 amino acids.
AUGGCAGCUGCUGCUGGAGGAGAUGCUUUCAACCAGAAUGCCAGUUUUCAAGGUGGUGAUAGGAGAAGGAGAACCCGUUUCACCCCAAAACAGCUGGAGGCCCUGGAGGAAGCCUUCCAAAAGAAUCCAUAUCCGGGCUUCGUGGAAAGGGAAGAACUGUCGAGGAGAACAGGAGUCCCCGAAAGCCGGACCCAAGUCUGGUUUCAGAACAGGAGGGCCAGGCGGCCCUCCAAGAUACAGCUGAAAGCUGCUCCUGCUCCCACUUUGGCUGGCAACUUCCAAACAGUCCUAUUCCCCACUUCUGUCCUCCCCCAGCCUCCACCCACCCCCUCCAGUCAGCCACAACUGCCCCAACCAGCUCCUCUUUCCUCCGUGUUGGAGGACCUUCCAGAGAUCACGGCUUCUCCGGCCUUCUUGGAGGAUCUCCUGAGGGGACUCUGGAAUGGCUCCCCUCUUCCUCUGCUGACAGAAGAAGACCUGGACAUCCUUCGGUGA